This is a messenger RNA of Saprolegnia diclina VS20, 1067 nucleotides long. RefSeq lists its product as hypothetical. The transcript has a single exon. The record is from RefSeq and is a predicted model, not a curated record. Bases 8 to 1027 code for a protein of 339 amino acids. Gene Ontology annotation, molecular function: protein binding. NCBI's taxonomy places the organism in Eukaryota, Oomycota, Saprolegniomycetes, Saprolegniales, Saprolegniaceae.
UAAUAGGAUGCAGUGUGUGUGGCACUCGGCCGACCUCCUGCGCGAAAUCAUGUCCUUCCAGCUCGGCGUGCCGCACGAUACCCAUACGCUCAUGCACGCGCUUCGAUCCCUUGUCUGGGACAACGCCGACGUCCUUGCAACACUGCCGCCUGCGCUGUGGCCAAUUCACGACAUCUUUCCCGACUGGUUCAAGGUCCACGGCGAGCGCGGUCUCAAGCGCUUGCCUCUUAGUGUCUCGCUCGAGCUCUUCUACUACGGCCUCUACUACGGCAACCUCGAUGUCAUCAUGUACUUUUGCGACAAGCUCCCGGUCGACUACGUCGAGUGGCAUCUCGUCGUCAUGUCGGGCAACGUCGUCGCUGUCAAGUUCCUCCUCGAGGCGUACCCGGACGGCUGUUUCUUCCAAACCAUCGAGCGCGCGAUUGAAUUUGGCCAUCUCGGCGUCGUCCGCGCGCUCCGCGCGCACGGCGUGCCGUGGCCAGCGACCGCGUGGAAGGUUGCGAGCCAAUUCGGUCGAGCAGACAUUGCCGCCUACCUCGAUGCCUACAAGUGCCCGUGGCACGAACACUGGCGCGGCGAAGUCGCGGAAGCCGCGGCCGAAGGCGGCCAUGUUGACGUCCUCCGUGUCUUGCAGCGCCACCAUGCGGAUGCGAUCACCGAGACCGCCAUGGACGCCGCGGCGGCAAAUGGCCAUGUCGAUGCUGUAGCCUACUUGCACACGCACGGCCAAGCGGGCUGCACGUCGCUCGCGCUCUCAACGGCGGUCCGCGCCGGCCAUCUCGACGUCGUUGCGUUCCUGGCCGAGCAUUACGAACUCGAUAAGAAGCUCGCGUCGCUCCGGCUUGCGUCGCCGACGAGCGAAAUUGUCGACGACGUCGACGACGCCCAGCUGCGCGAGGAGCACGAGAGCUGGACGUCCGCGUGGCAGUCGUUCCAGGCUAAGAUGCAAACGCUGCUCGCCAGUCCGUCGCGGCCGUCGACGACAACACCCAAAAUGCACUUUCGUGCAAUCCCACGUUUAAUUUAACAUUCUGUUAUCUAAUAUAUUAUAUAUGUAUAUUCUCCCA